AUUUUGCUCACUGUCAAACAGAGAAAAGAGAACUGAGAAGCGAGCGUGCGAGGGAAAGCGUUCGUGUCCGCCGCAACAGGUUAAAGAACGGUGGCACCGGCAACCGUAACUGUAUUCACCAUGGCUAAUGACUCGUCGUUUUUGUUCGCCGGCAUUCGUUUCGAUAGAAAGAAAUUCGGCACCGAUAUUGCUAGGUUUCAGAAAAAAGAUACCGACAACAGUUUGGUGAAGAUUCAGAGUGUGAUAGAAGAUGAAGAAAACAAGGAAACAAUAGAAGCUGUUUCUGCUAAGAAGAGAAAGCGCAAGAAAACCUCUUCAGAAGCGGUUGACGGAUUCAGUGUGUUCCGAAGUUCCACAUCCAAGUCAAACAAAGAAGUCAAAGUCGAUGACAACGAGGAUGAGUCCAUUCGGCUGAAGAAAGAACAAAAUAAGCAACUUGAGCGUGAUGCAAUCUUCAGAAAGAAUCAUAACAUUCAUGUCUCCGGUUACAAUGUGUCUUCCCCACUUCAAAGCUUUGACGAGUUGAAUACAAGAUAUAAAUGUCCGUCCUAUUUAUUACGGAAUCUGGCAGAACUUGGAUUCAGAGAACCAACACCAAUCCAACGACAGGCUAUUCCAGUACUCUUACAGGAUCGUGAAUGUUUUGCCUGUGCCCCAACUGGCUCUGGAAAAACCCUUGCAUUUGUGUGUCCCAUGCUCAUGAAGCUCAAGGCUCAUGCAAAAGGCGGCGUUCGAGCUGUUAUUAUUUGUCACAGUCGUGAAUUAUCUGGUCAAACAUAUCGAGAGUGCAAAAAGCUUGCCAAAGGGGAAAAGUUCCGCAUCAAGUUAAUGACAAAAAGUCUUUUAAGAAAUGCUGAUUUUUCAAAAUUUUCUUGUGACAUACUUAUAUCCACGCCACUUCGAUUACGCUUGGCUAUCAAGAAGAAAAAGGUUGAUCUCAGCAGAGUUGAGUAUCUUGUCCUUGAUGAGUCUGAUAAGCUAUUUGAGCCUGGGUUGUUCACGCAGAUUGAUUCUAUUAUCAAAGCAUGCACAAAUCCCUCAAUAAUACGCUCUCUGUUCAGUGCUACUUUACCUGAUUUUGUUGAAGAUCGUGCUCGAGAACUGAUGCAUGAUGCUGUUCGGGUAAUUGUUGGCAGGAAGAAUAUGGCUUCUGAAACAAUUAAGCAAAAGUUGGUUUUUACGGGAAGCGAAGAAGGAAAACUUAUAGCAAUUCGGCAAAGUUUUGCAGAGAGUUUAAAUCCUCCAGUAUUGAUAUUUGUCCAAAGCAAGGAGCGAGCCAAGGAGCUGUAUGGGGAACUUGCAUUCGACAAUAUUAGAGUUGAUGUCAUCCAUUCGGAUUUGUCUCAAGAUGAGCGAGAAAAUGCAGUUGACAACUUCAGAGCUGGUAAAACAUGGGUUUUGAUUGCCACUGAUGUGGUUGCUCGGGGAAUGGAUUUCAAAGGCAUUAACUGUGUGAUCAAUUAUGACUUCCCAGAUUCUGCAUCGGCAUAUAUCCACAGAAUUGGUCGUUCUGGCAGAGCAGGGAGGAGUGGCGAAGCGAUUACAUUUUACACAGAGGAGGAUAUUCCAUUCUUGCGGAAUGUAGCUAAUAUAAUGGCAUCCUCAGGUUGUGAAGUUCCAUCCUGGUUGACGGAGUUACAGAAAAAGAAGUGGAAGAAGCACCGGCCCAACAGAGAUUCUAUCUCAACCAAACCUGUAGUCGAAAAGGAAAACUCAACAAAACCUGAUCUAUAAAGCCUAAAACAGCAGAGAAUUUCCCAGCUGUUUAUUUAUUCAUAGAUCAUGCAAGUAUGCAAAAAUGUUAAAGUUUAUAAUUCCCCGACUCUAAAAAAUGGUAAUUUAACAUGGUGAAAAAGGGAGAGUUGAUAGAAACAAUACACAAGCAAUGUUGCCUAAUGCCUACGUAAGAUCAAACCAUGAUAUAAUCAUAUAUAGUUUUUUCUUGUCAGUUGCCACCACCAUUCCAGAUAUCCCAAGUGUUAUCUCUUACUUGUAUUAAAUGGGAAUUUUUGUGUCUCCCUUUGUAGCUAACAUACAAUUUUGUUGACCCUUAAAUGUCUGAUUUGAUAAACUUCGAAACUCUUUCAUUUAUUGUAUGUUUGGAACCACA
Messenger RNA from Trifolium pratense (red clover), 2110 nucleotides. Its product is annotated as DEAD-box ATP-dependent RNA helicase 57. Gene Ontology annotation, molecular function: RNA helicase activity; nucleic acid binding; ATP binding. The record is from RefSeq and is a predicted model, not a curated record. The transcript has 12 exons. Gene Ontology annotation, biological process: maturation of SSU-rRNA. Bases 121 to 1734 code for a protein of 537 amino acids. NCBI's taxonomy places the organism in Eukaryota, Viridiplantae, Streptophyta, Magnoliopsida, Fabales, Fabaceae.